This is a messenger RNA of Pseudophryne corroboree (corroboree frog), 4034 nucleotides long. RefSeq names its product solute carrier family 12 member 7 (gene SLC12A7). Gene Ontology annotation, molecular function: potassium:chloride symporter activity. Gene Ontology annotation, cellular component: plasma membrane. The transcript is spliced from 24 exons. NCBI's taxonomy places the organism in Eukaryota, Metazoa, Chordata, Amphibia, Anura, Myobatrachidae. Gene Ontology annotation, biological process: chloride transmembrane transport; potassium ion homeostasis; chloride ion homeostasis. Bases 323 to 3556 code for a protein of 1077 amino acids. The record is from RefSeq and is a predicted model, not a curated record.
UUUUAUAUUAAAAAGCAGCAGGGUCCCGCCGCCGCCUCCCGAUGUGUGAUGUCCCCGCCCUGCUCCGCCCAUCGCGUGUAACCCUCUCCUGUCUGAGGGGCCAGGAAGACGCAGAAGCGUUAAACAGUUCAAUAAAGACAGAGACUGGUUGGGCGGAGUGUGAUUAGGGCGGGGAGAACACCCGCAAACUGACCUCUCUCUUCCGAGUCAAAGGCAUUUUACAGAAGCAGCGGCCAGCAGCAGCUUGUCUAUAGUGAGCUAGUGACAGGCGGGGGACAGGUGUUACCCGCCUAGCCUACCGUCCCUGACAGACGCAGCCAGGAUGCCCACCAACUUCACUGUGGUUCCAGUGGAGCAACAGGAGGAUGCUGAGGAAGUUACGGACGCGGCAGCUUGCCAGGAGGAGAGGGCAGGCGGGGUGGCGCGGUGUCACAGCGAGGAGUCCCUGCUGGGUGAUGGCAACCCUAGAGAAAAUAGUCCCUUCAUUCACAAUGAGAUGGACAGAAAUAACUUUUACGAUGGGAAAAACAUGGCACUGUUUGAGGAGGAAAUGGAUAGUAACCCAAUGGUGUCAUCACUUCUGAACAAACUUGCAAAUUACACAAAUUUACCUCAGGGAGUCAUAGAACAUGAAGAGUAUGACGAUCGCAAGAGGAGAGAAAUGAAGGAAACCCGAAUGGGAACCUUCAUUGGAGUAUACUUACCAUGUUUACAAAACAUCCUUGGAGUUAUACUUUUUCUGCGAUUGACAUGGAUUGUUGGUACAGCAGGAGUACUUGAGUCAUUUUGCAUCGUCCUGAUGUGCUGUUCAUGUACAAUGCUGACUGCCAUAUCUAUGAGUGCAAUUGCAACAAAUGGAGUUGUACCAGCUGGCGGAUCAUAUUAUAUGAUUUCAAGAUCUUUAGGUCCAGAAUUUGGAGGGGCUGUAGGACUUUGCUUCUAUCUGGGUACAACUUUUGCAGGAUCUAUGUACAUUCUAGGUACAAUAGAAAUUCUCUUGACUUAUAUAUCUCCAAAUGCUGCUAUAUUUCCGAUCGAACAAGAUGAUCCUCAAGCUAUGUUAAAUAACAUGAGAAUUUAUGGGACGUGUAUAAUUGCUAUAAUGGCUAUAGUGGUCUUUGUUGGUGUUAAGUAUGUCAACAAGCUUGCAUUAGUAUUCCUUGCCUGUGUGAUACUGUCAAUUAUGGCAAUAUAUGCAGGUGUAAUCAAAUCGGCUUUUGAUCCACCUGACUUUCCCAUUUGCCUUCUUGGAAACCGUGUUUUAUCCACUCGGACCCUUAAAGAUUGUGCCAAAUAUAUCUCUAAUGAUACGGUUAAUGAAGAAUUGUGGAACAAAUUUUGUACAAAUGUAAAUCAAAUUUGGGAUUGUGACCAGUAUUUUGAAUUGAACAAUGUAACCAAUAUACAAGGAAUUCCUGGAGUUGCUAGUGGUGUUCUUAUUGAUAACCUUUGGAGUGCUUACAGUCAAAAAGGAUCUAUUGUUGAGAGGAACCAAACUUCAUCCUCAGGAGAGGGUCAAAAAGCUUCAAGUCAAAAAUAUGUGUUGACGGACAUUGUGACUUACUUCACAAUGCUUGUUGGAAUUUACUUUCCUUCUGUGACAGGUAUCAUGGCUGGGUCUAACCGGUCUGGUGACUUGAAGGAUGCUCAGAAGUCUAUCCCAUCUGGAACAAUAUUGGCCAUUGCAACCACAUCUUUCAUAUAUCUUUCCUGCGUGGUAUUGUUUGGUGCCUGCAUCGAGGGUGCACUUUUACGUGACAAAUUUGGUGAAGCAGUUAGUGGCCAGCUUGUUAUAGGUACAUUGGCUUGGCCAUCUCCUUGGGUAAUUGUUAUUGGGUCUUUCUUCUCUACUUGCGGUGCUGGACUCCAGAGUUUGACAGGCGCCCCACGUUUGCUGCAGGCCAUUGCAAGAGAUGGAAUAGUGCCUUUUCUUCAGGUGUUUGGUCAUGGAAAAGCUAAUGGAGAACCAACGUGGGCUUUGUUGCUGACAGCUGGCAUAUGUGAAAUUGGUAUUCUGAUUGCAUCUUUGGACAGUGUUGCUCCAAUUCUGUCAAUGUUUUUCCUAAUGUGUUACAUGUUUGUAAACUUGGCUUGUGCGCUACAAACAUUGUUACGAACGCCAAAUUGGAGACCACGAUUUAAAUACUAUCACUGGACACUCUCCUUUGUGGGAAUGAGUUUAUGCCUUGCUUUGAUGUUUAUUUGUUCCUGGUAUUAUGCAUUAGUUGCUAUGCUUAUAGCAGGAUGUAUAUAUAAGUAUAUUGAAUAUAGAGGGGCUGAAAAAGAAUGGGGAGAUGGAAUACGAGGUUUGUCAUUAAAUGCAGCUCGCUAUGCUUUGCUUCGAGUUGAACAUGGUGCAACACAUACUAAAAACUGGAGACCUCAGAUGUUGGUGUUACUGAACCUGGAUUCUGAUCAGAUUGUAAAGCAUCCUAGGCUGCUAUCGCUAACAUCUCAGCUAAAAGCUGGCAAAGGGCUGACCAUUGUGGGAUCUGUGCUGCAAGGAACGUUUUUGGAUAAUCAUGUAGAAGCUCAGAAAGGGGAAGAAAAUAUCAAAGCUUUAAUGACUACAGAGAAGACCAAAGGCUUUUGUCAGCUAGUUGUUUCAUCCAGUCUGCGCGAUGGGAUGUCACACUUGGUACAGUCAGCAGGUCUUGGUGGCAUGAAACAUAACACAGUCUUGAUGGCUUGGCCAUAUUCAUGGAAACAGCCAAACAAUCCUUACAGUUGGAAAAAUUUUGUAGACACUGUGCGAGAUGUGACAACAGCUCAACAAGCUUUACUUGUAGCAAAAAACAUUGAUUCAUUUCCUACCAAUCAGGAGCGCUUUAGUGAAGGAAAUAUUGAUGUCUGGUGGAUUGUUCAUGAUGGUGGGAUGCUAAUGUUGUUGCCUUUCUUAUUGCGACAACAUAAGGUUUGGAGAAAGUGCAGAAUGCGGAUAUUUACUGUUGCCCAAAUGGAUGAUAACAGCAUUCAGAUGAAAAAAGAUCUCCAGAUGUUCCUCUAUCAUUUACGCCUGGAUGCUGAAGUUGAAGUGGUUGAAAUGUUUGAAAAUGACAUUUCAGCCUUUACAUAUGAGAAGACUUUGAUGAUGGAACAAAGAUCACAAAUGCUUAAGCAAAUGCAAUUAUCUAAAAAUGAAAGAGAAAGAGAGGCGCAGCUGAUCCAUGACCGUAAUACUGCAUCACAUUCAGCAGUAGUAGCCAAAUCAAGUGCUGCUACGCCAGAAAAAGUACAGAUGACUUGGACUAAAGAAAAGCUCAUUGCUGAGAAGCAUAAAAUUAAAGAUUUAAAUGCUGCAAAUUACCGGGAUAUUUUUAACAUGAAACCAAACCAGUCAAAUGUCAGAAGAAUGCACACUGCAGUGAAGCUGAAUGAGGUUGUAGUGAACAGGUCUCAGCACGCUCAGCUGGUAUUACUGAAUAUGCCAGGGCCUCCCAAGAAUAAACAUGGAGAUGAAAACUAUAUGGAAUUUUUAGAAGUUUUAACGGAAGGUUUAAACAGAGUACUCCUUGUUCGUGGUGGUGGACGGGAGGUGAUCACCAUUUACUCAUAAGAAUCUACUGCGGAAGAAAUGGACUUUCUAAAAUCAUAGGGGAUAAAAGAAAAAAAGACUGAAUUGCUAUUACACUGUUCCUUUAUACUUGAAAUGCUGAUGAGAUUUGCUGGCUAGAAAUAACACUUUAUCAUUGUUCAUACAGUACAAAAUAUAGUCAUACUUUAGGUUUAAAUACAGUAGAUUGCUUUUCAGAUAUAGUGAUAGAGCUACAAAAACUAUUGCAGGCCUUCUUUUAGGUUUGGGUUCGGUGGAUGUGCCGUCUUCUUGAGUUAAAUAUACUGUAAUGGUGUGUUCCAUUUCUUUGUUCGAUGCUUUGUUACAUUUUAUAUUUAAUUAUGAGAAAACAAAAUGAAAUACAUUUUAAAAUAUACAGUGAAAAUGUUUUCUUGUUAAAAAAACAUAGGAAACUGCUAUUCCCUAUAAACAUGUCGUUUUUAGUUGGUUUAUAAUGCAUUAAUAAACUAUGAAAUCUUAA